This is a messenger RNA of Pomacea canaliculata, 10209 nucleotides long. RefSeq names its product ATP-binding cassette sub-family G member 4-like. Lineage: Eukaryota; Metazoa; Mollusca; Gastropoda; Architaenioglossa; Ampullariidae. The transcript has 15 exons. Gene Ontology annotation, cellular component: plasma membrane. Bases 293 to 2239 code for a protein of 648 amino acids. Gene Ontology annotation, molecular function: ABC-type transporter activity; ATP binding; ATP hydrolysis activity. The record is from RefSeq and is a predicted model, not a curated record.
CAAAAACUGUGUACUUCCGGUUGUCACGUGAUGAUCCCGAUUUCCUCCAGCAGUCGUGUGGUUCGUCAAGGUUCCUGGUGGUCUGCAGAUCUACAUACAAGAAGGGAGGGAGUAGGGCUGAGAUCUGCGGAAUUUAGUGCACAGCUGUGCCUCUUACGUGUUUGUGAGGGAUAACUCACAGCCGUGCCUGUCAGGUGUUUGUGAGGGGUAACUCAUCAGCUGGCUCAGUACCUGCUUUGCUCCUUGUGGGACAGACUCUGUCCUGUUUGGCUGUCUCUGUGACUGAACCAGCAUGGCAGAGCUUCUGUCUGUCCAGGUUCAAAUUCCCAAACAUCUGGGCCAUUUCCUAAGCCCACCAUCCUCUAAAUCUGCUUUGCCUGAUGCUGGGGGUGGCAGUUUGCAUGGCUCUAUAAACAGUAAAGAUGCCCGCAAAAUUUCCCACUUGCCACGUCGAAAAGCUGUGGACAUUGAAUUCCGGGAUCUCCAAUACUUUGUAAAGGAAGGAUCUCGUAAUAAAGGUCAGAAAAUUAUACUUCGAUCGAUUUCUGGCAAGUUCUGCAGUGGACAAUUAACCGCUAUCAUGGGACCAUCAGGAGCUGGCAAAUCCACACUUAUGGACAUUGUUGCUGGUUACAAAACUAAAAAUGUACAUGGAGCCAUCAUGGUUGGAAAACAUGAACGUGAUCUGAGGACUUUCCGCAAGAUGUCCUGCUACAUCAUGCAGGAUGACCAUCUUCUGCCCCACCUGUCUGUGGAGGAGGCCAUGAUGUGCUCUGCUAACCUGAAACUGGAUGAGCAACUAUCAAUCAACGACAAACAGGCAAUGGUCGAUGAGAUUCUGGACAUCCUUGGUCUAACUGAAGCCAAGAAGACGCGCACAAGUAAUUUGUCUGGUGGCCAGCGCAAGCGAUUGUCUAUAGCCCUGGAACUUGUCAACAAUCCUCCCAUUAUGUUCUUUGAUGAGCCUACAAGUGGCCUGGAUAGUGCAUCCUGUUUUCAGUGUGUAUCUUUGCUGAAAAAACUGGCUGCAGGAGGACGCACUAUUAUCUGUACCAUCCACCAGCCCAGUGCAAAACUCUUUGAAAUGUUUGACUAUUUGUACAUGCUGGUUGAUGGCCAGUGUGUUUACAGGGGCAUGGUUCGAGCACUUCUGCCAUACUUUCAGUCCCAUGGAUUGCAUUGUCCUAAGUACCAUAAUCCAGCUGACUAUGUUAUGGAAGUAGCAGCUGGGGAGUAUGGUGAUGACAAGGUGAAACAGCUCAAGUCAGCUGUGCAAGAUGGAUACUGCGAACCCUUCCAAGAGGAAUUUGAGCGUAAAAAUUUGCCUUCGGGAUCUCAACUCCCAGUGACCACUCAUCCUGUUUGGCAUUUGCCUGCAGACCAGGAAUGUCAUUCAUUCAACACCAGCUGCUUCACACAGUUCCGCAUUCUCUUCAAGCGAACCUUCAUGUCCAUCAUGCGAGAUGCAACUUUAACACGCCUGCGAUUGAUUUCUCACCUAUCUGUUGGCAUUCUUAUUGGUCUCUUGUACCUGGGCAUUGGCAAUGAGGCCUCAAAAGCUUUCAACAAUGCUGGUUGUCUCUUCUUCUGUAUGCUGUUCCUUAUGUUCACAGCCAUGAUGCCUACCGUGCUUACAUUUCCCAUGGAGAUGGCAGUGUUUGUACGAGAACAUCUCAACUACUGGUACAGUCUCAAGGCAUACUACAUGGCCAAAACAAUGGCUGACAUGCCCUUUCAAAUCAUAUUCCCUCUAGUGUAUGGAAGCAUUGUGUACUGGAUGACCUCGCAGCCUACAGACUUCUUGCGGUUCGUCAUGUUUUUGACUCUGUCCACACAAACUUCACUUGUUGCACAGAGCCUGGGACUACUCAUUGGUGCUGCUACUUCCCUCCAGGUGGCUGUCUUUCUUGGACCAGUGACAGCCAUUCCUAUUCUGCUGUUUAGUGGGUUUUUUGUCACAUUUGACACCAUUCCUUCUUACCUGCAAUGGCUCUCAUACCUGUCUUAUAUCAGGUACUCAUUUGAAGGUGUUCUCCAAGCUAUCUAUGGGCAAAAUCGGGGCAAGCUUGACUGCAGUGAAGAGCAGUGCAUUUUCAAACAAGCCACUGAUGUGUUGGAGGAGCUUGAUGUGCAGCAUGCUGAGUUCUACCUUGACUUCAUUAUCCUUUGCAUAUUUUUUGUCACCCUCCGUGUCGGGUGCUACCUGGUAUUGCGAUGGCGUGUCAAAUCCCAACGAUGAUUGCAGCCUAGAAGUAAAAAGUGUGCAAAACAAACAGCAGCAUGUGAACUGGAAAUCAUUUCAGAGAUGACCUUUCCAGGCCUUUUAACAAGAUGGAAACAUAGGAUGCACAAAUACUGUACAAUAGUGUGUAGUCCCAUCCAUUUGUGGUUUUUUGGUUGUUGUGAGAGGUAGGGAAAGUGGUAGAAACUGUUCCACUGAAUUUUAGUUGAUUCCCACCUCGCCAGGUGUGUGGUUGUUUUUUUCCUUCAGAAAAAAAGCCAGUUUCCUUAUCCUCCUUAACUCGGUGGUAUUUAAACUGCUAGACUGUUCAUGGAAGAUUUUACACAUUUUACUUUUCUCAAUUGACCAGCAAAUUUAUUGAGGGAACAGACAUCUGCUUUCCGCAUUAAUUAAAAACUAAGGAUCACUUGUUUGACUUAAAGGAACAUGCUGUGCAUGUGAGCUAAGAGAAACUGUUGAGCACUGGAGUAGGAUGGUCUUCUAAACGGACAACAUAGGGAACGGAAUCACAAAGUUCCUCCAAGUGGACUUGAGGGACUGCUUCACAAAGUCCUUCAAAGCAGACCAGUCUUCCUGUGCUUUGUUAAAAAGAAGUUAAUGUAAAACAAAAAGUUCCAGAAGUGGUGUUUUUUGUCUUUAUAUUCUCAUUGUUUGUUAAAUGUUCAUUUUGUUUCAAACUCACAUUUUUUCAUCAGGGUUUACAUUUCACUUGUCUUCUAUUGAUUGGAAAGGACCAGAGUUGCUUUAUGAAGUGUCUUUGCACAGGACAGGCUGUAAAAUGCAUCUCUGUCUUCAGCAUCUUUAGACUUGCAUACUAUGUCUAUAUUCUUGGAUGUUCAAUGCUAGGAUACAGUAGUUUACAGCGUUGUCUUAUUAUUUCACCAUCAUAACUUUAGCACUCUUAUAAUUUGAAGUUUUACAUCCUUCAGGAUAAAUUUUUCUCAACAGGUAAAUCUUAAUCUUUUAUGUAACAGUGGAUGUGAAAACCCAAAAUAUGAUCAGACUGUGCAUGCUUUUUUAUGUUGCAAUGUUUGAUAGCUGCUUAUUGCAUUUAGAUUUUUCCCCCAUGCUGAGAGUUCUGCAGGGAAAUAUAUUUUGCUUUUUUUCAGCCAUAAUUUGUUUUUUCAGUUUAAUGGUAUUUUCUGGCUUAAUGCUUGCUUGCUGCUCUGCAGCUCUAAGUUAUGUUUAUUUUUUUCCUUUUAGCUAUAUUCAUUUUGAUUUAUCUUGAAUGUUUUGCCUGUUUUACUUCGAGAAAUUAUUUUAUUUGCUUUUAGUGUGAACUACCUGUAGAUAUAAGCAUGCUAAGUUUCUGCAUUUAAAAGAUAUGUGUAGUGCACAGAAGAUCUUGCCUACAAUAGCAUGUUGCAUAAACAAGAGUAGAGAUUCGGCAGCUUAAGUGUGGAUUUUCCUUUGUCCUGUGUUAGUUUUGUUAUUAAAACAUGAAAGCAAAAAUAUCUUGUGCUGCCUGGUGCAGCUAUUAAAAAAAACACAUACCAUAAUAUUUGUGUGUAUAUGGACAGUAGGCUAUAGCUGUGGCUGUUACAUGCCUAGUACAAUAUGCCUGCAUGCAUUUGGGCAUAGACAGGUAUACACACACUGUUUAAAGCUACUGCUGCUGAUGUAUAAAAAUAUAACAAUGUAAUGCCAUGUACACAUGUAAUGCCUGGAGUUGCAUUCUAAUUACUAAGAAAAAAGGAUAAGGAGAGCUAAUGCUAACGCUAGAAUAUGAUGUAAUAGCUUAAUGCUUCUUAUGUUGGCUUGGUCCUUCCUAGCCUUACCUUUAAUAUACAAGGUGAUAAGAUGUGAUGAUACCUUUUGAAGUUAUGCAGGUAUGCAAGCAUUUCGACCCUUCCUUCUACUCCCUUAAAAGACUGCUCUAAGGUAGGAGUGUUUGCCUCGGGAUGGAGACCUACUAGGGUUGUUUAGAAUGGAUGUGGUCUUCCUUAACGCACAAAAACAUCCUGACAGAAUAUAUUUGUGAUGGUAAAAGAAAGGGGAUCUCCCCAUUCUUUGAACAGCAUAUUUAAACUCUAGAUUGUGGUCACCAAAACAGCUGCACACUGGAUGCUUUCAUAUUGUGAGCCUUCAGAGCACAACUGUUUCAUGCCACCUUAUAUUCUGGCAGAUGCUACAUUUUUGGUUGAAGAAUGAAAUUAUGUUGACAUUAUUUAUUUUCUUGUUUUAUUUAUGUAUUUUACUUUCUAUUUAUUUUUCAGAAGGUGAAACCCAGUUAAAGAGAUGUUUUAGAAAAUAUUUAUAAAAUGUGAUAAACAAAAGAGACUGUUGAUAAUGUGUCUGCAUUCUGUUGUAGAAUGUUGAUGUACAAGAAUGCUUGUAUUGCAGUAAAAGACAUACAGACAUUUUUUUAUUUUUGUUUUUUUGUCAUUUUUAUUAUAUAUUUCAAUGCAUAUAGAGAAUUGAAAAUACAACGAUGAUGAUGAGCAGAUGGUUGACCGUGCAGUUGCCGACGACAACAGUGUGAUAAACCGUGCCAUGUCUAUAUGUAAACCCUGUCAAAUAUUUUCAUUGCUGUAUGUUAAUUGCUGGAUGUGUUUUUAAACUGUGUACAGAUCUACUGCAUAUGUGUAUUGCACACAGCAGAUGUGUAUUGGGUUUUUGCAAUUGAAGCAAAUUAAGUACUUUCGAAUGUUUGAUGUCUUAAUGGUCUGACAGAAAUUCAUUUAUAAUUUAACUAUUUAUCUUAGAUGAUGUGCUUUCUAACAUGCACAGAAAAUUUCCUAGAAAAAUAUAACAAAUAUAAAAGAAAUAAAUUGGUGAAGGCUUGCUUUUAGAGUAGCCCAGUUCUGUAAUGUUCUGUAAGGCUACUAAAAUAUAGAAAAUGAGGGAGAUACAGUGUGAUGCAUGUGUGUGUGAGCAUACAAACAAAAUCAGCUAAAGCAAAAAGGGCACAUGACUUUAUUGGGUUUGAAAACUUUGCAAAGGAAGUGCUGCAGGGUAGCUUGUGAGCUUGAUUACACCUGUUAGGUUCAUAUACAUUGGUGUAACAAAAUCAUCCAUCUUAACAAUGCCUACUUAUAUAAAAGAAGUUGCCAGACUUUAUAGGCAGCAUGAGGCUGUAGAAGUUUUAGCGUUCUUGUAGCAAUGGACAAAGAAAAAAAGGCCGUCAUCUCUGGUCAUCAGUAUUUGAGUAUUCAAACUGCUUUUUUGGAUACCAAUGUUACUAGAUACAGAUAUCCCAGCUGUCUUUCCAGAUGAAGUCUUGAAAAUGUUGGUUAUUACCGGUGAUGACAGGGCCAUGGAUGGAGACGGUUUGAUGACAAUGAUUGAUGAUGUGCUCUUUUUGUACAUAUUUGUCUCCAGCUGCCAUUGCUUCUUUUUGUGCAAUAUGGAUGGAUGAAUGGAUGGGUCAUCAGUGCUUCCAGUAAAUAAUAUAACCAGUAGGUGCACUUGCAUGCAUGUUUCUUGGUCUUGUCCUUUUUUUUUUUCUUUCAUUCUCUACCUUUUCUGUCUUUCUAAUAACUUCUGCUCUUCUUUUCUUUGGCAUAAAUUUUCUUGCCACAAUAAGUGCACAUAAGUGGACACUACCUUUUUGCUGUUUUUUGGAUUCUUUCCACCCCAGUUCUUUUUGUUCAUGUUCAUAUUAUUGCUGUGCAGUAGACUGUUUCAGACAUUGUAAAUCACGUCUUGUGCACGCUUUAGUGUUCUUUCCUUGGUCUUUUCAUUUCUUUUAACUAGUAAAGGUUAUUAUUUCUAGCCCUCCAGCAGUCUCUUUCCUCAGUUUUGUUAGCAGAAAUGCCAACAGAGGAUUAUUGCAUUUUAUAAUCUGCAUUUGACUUUUAAAAGCAAGCCCGCAUUAUUUUGGAGUUAUUGUUAAUGUAGGUACCAGAUUAGGAAGGUGGCCGCAUGAUUUUUAUGCCCCUUGUACAUGAACUUAUUACAGGGGACAGCAGAAUUUUUGUUUGUUAUGGUAUAUAUGUGCAUGUCCUUUAUUGUUUGUUCACACUUCCCACAGAAAGGGAAUUGAAAAUGCAGAUUUAUAAAUUUCUAGAGCUCUUAAAGCAAAAGUAGGGAACGUAGCAAUUGUAUGCCUGGGGGGGGGGGGGGAAGAAGUUUCCCCUUUUUGAACAGACUUUGAUAGAAAACAAGCUGUUAAAACUAAUCUACAUUUUUUAUCUUCUUUUGUUUUGUUUUGAUAUAGUUUCUCUUUUACUUGAGGGUUAGAGGUAUUAUGUUGCAAAGCUACUACAUAAAAUUUGAGUGAACUUGCCAUUGUUAGUGCUUUUCUUGUGUUCUUAGGUUUGCCUCUUUCACCAAAAUAAAUGCAAGCAAAAAAAUAUUAUGUUCUGAGCAGGUUGUUAGGUUGGCGCUUUUAAUUUUUAGCAUCAUUUCUGAUAAUCCUGUUCUUUGUAUAGUCAGAUGAUUCAACUGUGACAGUUGCUUACAUGUAAUUGUACUGUUUCUUCUACCUUUGUUUGUCUGUGAUUCCCUUGGUUACAGAAUUAUACUCUGUGGAUAGAUAUUCCAGAAUUUCCAACAGUUGAUGUGUAGAUUCUUAUAAUGCUGGAGCAGAUACUAAUUGUACCAAGCUGGCCCUAAUUUCUUUCAGACCAGAAUUAUCCAUUUUAUCAUGGUGAAAAUACUAAGCCAAACAUGUACCUUGUGUUCAUUUUCAAGCAUAUGCAGAUAGUUGCUGACAUGAACAUGCACACCAGCUUGUGUGUCUCAGAGCAAACAUUGCUAUUUUUCAUAUCCAAUGUGGCUCCGAGAUGCAAAAGGUACUGCAAAUGACAAUGUGUUGUUGCUUUUCUUUGGUUUUUAAAUUUCUGAUCAAUAGGGCACAAGUCGAUACAUAUUUCCAAGUGUACUAAUGAUCUUUAUGUGAUGUCAUUUAUACAUGAGUUUUUAACAAGCUUGAUAGAUAGUACUUUGAUUGGUGCAUUCGUUAGCAACAAAAUUUACCUUUGAACUACAGGUACAAAAAAAAAAGUGUUUACCUCAGGGAGUUCAUGGUCAUUAAUGUAUUCUGAAUAAGUAUUUUACAGACAUGAAGAAAUAGUAACUUUGAUAAGUGAAUGUAAAGUUCCACAACAACAGAGAAGCGAAUGUACCCAUGUCUAUAAAGCAUGCCUAUAUUGGUUUAUUGAGAUAGCACAAAUUCUAUGAUAUUAUUUGAUAUAAAAAUGAUUGUUUGAACAUUGAAGACGAAGUUCUUUUAAUGUUGCAUUUGUUGCUGCGAGAAUUUCAUUUGUUGUUUUGUGGGCAAGUUAAAGAUACUCUCCAGUGUUUGUUGGCAAGUUAAGGAUGCUUUGUCAGUAUUGCUGUAUGUCAGAAGGCACAUGUUCUGAAGCUGUUGUAGAAACAUUGCAUUAUUGUGGUGUGUGGGUUGUCAAGAUACAUGGUGGGCAAUAAGCAUGGUAAAUCUAAACUUGCAUGGCUGUAUGAGUUAGCCAGAUUGGCAUGGCUCAGCCAUCAGCUAUUUAUGGAUGUGCUGACAUGAUGGGAGAUAUUUUUGCAGGCCAAUGAUCUUAUUCUCCACAACACUCACUGUAACUGCUCGUUUGCCACUCAUGGUCCCUUCUGUCUGAUUUGUGUUUUAGUUCAUGUAGGCAUUUAGAUGUAAAAAUUGUGUCUUUGUCUUUAUAUCCUUCAUUAUGUUGUAUCUUAUGUAUGGGAAGAUUCUCUAAAGAGGUUUCUUAAGAGGAUACGGCUUGACAACCUUGAUGCAAAGAAUUCAUUAAAAAGCAUUUGAGGGCUUAAAUGUAAGACUGCAGGGUUACCUUGGUUUCAACAAUCUAGGCUUUGCAUAAAUAAAUAAGCCAGCUGUAUGUCUGAUACCAUAAGUUUGGCCUGUCAGGCAGGCUGAGGUCCAGUAGAAACCAUUUUAUAUCAAUGGAAAUCACUGAGGUGGAAAGGCAUUACGUUUGUUGUAUCAUCAGGAGAGACUUCAAAGGUGAACAUGAUUCAUUGUAAGUCUUAAAUAAUGAUUUUCUUCACAACUCUUAUUUUAAUUCAUGAGCUUGCAUAACUUUGUUGACAGAUCAUAAAGCAGCAUAUUUUCUCAUUCUUUUUCUCUGAUCAGUUUCUAGUUUCAAAGGUUUUUCCUGUUUAAGACACCAGGAUCUGUGGAUGAUCAAAUGCAAAUGGCAGAAGUUUUGCAGCAAAACAGGUUUACAUCUUGAUACUAUCCAAAAUCAUGAUCUUUACAUGAAUUUGAGUAGAAGCUGAGUGAAUUUCAUCUGUCUGAGUCAUGCAUGAUACACUCUUACCUGUAAUACUAGUAUAUAUAAAGAAAGAAGUUCCUUGCAGGUUUCAGAUUUCCCUACUGUGUCAACCUGUCUUACAAACUUUCUUUGUCCUUGUUAAUUAAGUCAUCAGGCAUUUGGGAAAAGCCAUUUAUCUGAGGAAUUUAAAAGGAAAUUGAGAUAAUUUGAGAAUUCACUUGCUUGGUACAUCAUGCCUUUUAGAUGGUAUGGUACCACAACAGAACAAGUAGUUAUUUCACGUGUCAAGAGAAAGUAGGUAUUCAGUUACUUAAUCUUCUUGCAGCUUACUUGCAUCUUCAGAAUGUUAUAAAUUGCUUCGAUUAGAUUAGUACAGUACAUUUAAACUAUUUUUAGUGUAAACUGCCCACUAUUUUGCCAGAAAUAAUUAAAAGCUUGGUUUGCUCUAUAAACAUUGCUUACUUUUACUUUAUGCCUCUUAAAUUCAGGUUCUGAAAUAUUUCAGUUAACUAGAAUCCAAUAUGUUAGGUUGUUUUUUUUUCGUUGCUUUGUUUCAGUCAUGUUACCCAUAUUUGCUGUUGUUCCUCCUGUGUUUAAGUUUUAAAUGUGGUGUCUUCCAUCAGGUGUGAAAGCUGGCUGUGCAAUGGCUUUUAUCUUACUAGAACUGUUACCACUGUUAUGUCAAGAUGCCAAUAAUGCUUGUAAACAGUUUGUCUUCCAGUACUCAGUCUUCAUCAGUAAACAUUCACCAAGGUGGGUUUUUUUGUUUUUUUUUUGUCCAGCAAUGUUCCAGCAGUCUGUUUUUAAUCAUGAUCUGUUCAUUAUAAUGUGUUAUUUGUCCUGAAUGAUCCCUUUUUGUUUGGCUUCCCUUUGUACCAGCUGCCCCUGCAGCAGACUGAAAAUUGCUUUUAUCCUGUCCAAUACUCAACUUUGCCACAGUCUUGAAAAUGUGUUUACAAAAUUAAGAGCGCUUUUUUGUGAACCAACAUCCCUUUUUCGCUCCAUUUGUUUCUUGGCUCCUUUGUGCACUGCUUAUAAGAAAUGGGGUUAGGAUCGAAUUUCUUCAAGAAUCAAUUAUCUGCACAGAUUUGCACUUUCUACAGCUGCUUAGAUGUGCAGUGAAUGUGCUGAAUGAUGCUCGCCUAUGAAGGAAAGGUCAUGCCUUUUCCUGAGGUUGAAGUCUGAAGAAAUAUGUGUUCAGAGGUCAUAUGCUUACUAGCAGCUGUUGAUGCUUUCCUCACUACGCAAGCUAAACAAAGCAUUUUUGGUCGUAAAAUGCACCAUCCAAGGAUGCAUAACACAUUUGAAAGCAAAUCCCGUUUUUCUAUUACAAGCACAAUGGGAAGAAGGCAUGGCUAUUGGAAUUGUUGAAAUUGUGACCCUAAGAUAGUUGUAUUUUCAGUGCUAGAAACAAGGUAAAGGAUUAAAGUGCUUAAGAAAUAUGUGUAAAACAUGAAGUGGUUGCAUUUCAUAAUACAUUUCUACAAUCUACUUGUUAAUGCCUCUUUAUCCAUGAAUUUUUUUUUUUGAGGGGAAGGGGCGGUAGUUUAUUAGCAGGAAGUAUGUUUUGGGUUGUUGUAUGCAUUAGGGUAUGGAACUAAUGCAGUACUGGGGGGUAAUGACAGUAUGUUCUGGACCUGAUGUACAUAGGAGUGCUUGAAUUCCCCAGGUUUUCUGCCCAUUUUUCCUCUUUGAAGCACUCAAAAGUCUGUCCUUGAUACAGUACCGCAGUUUCUCUAGAUUUAAUAGAGGAAAUUGCAAAAUAAAUUUAACUUUCACCUGAAA